This is a messenger RNA of Paramecium sonneborni, 2233 nucleotides long. The record is from the annotation of a GenBank genome assembly. NCBI's taxonomy places the organism in Eukaryota, Ciliophora, Oligohymenophorea, Peniculida, Parameciidae.
AUGUUAUAACAAAAAUUAUUUCAAUAACUUUCCGAAUAAAUUCAUUAAUAUGCUUAUGGAGAUUCUAUCCAUUUUAGGUAUGUUGUAUUAUAUACAUCCUACGAAAAUCUUAUAAUUAUUGCAGAAGACAAAUAUAAGUUAUCUGUCUAAAUAGAAACUUUAAAAUGGAAAAGAGAUCCCAUCAUCUCUAUGAAAUUCCAAACCUUUGCUGUACAUAUCCUAACAAUGGAAGGUGAAUACAUAGAAAUAUUACUUUCUAAUCUAUUUCAAUAAAACAAACAACAGGACAAUCUUCUUUCAAUUAUUGAAAUUAAUGAAGCUUAUUUACCAAAUAACAUGAAAUUAAAAGAAGCUUAUUAAAUCAAGAGAUUUAGUGAUUUUGUCAUUAUGAACAAGAUUAAACUAAAAAUAGCCUUCAUCUCUUAAUAGGGGUAAAUCCUAUUCUAUAGUCCUGAUUAAAAGGUAAUCACUUAAAUUAUUGCACUUCGAUAAAGUCUAGUUUCAUUUUAAACUAUUGAAAUAGAUCAAAAAGAAAUGAUAGUUGGAGUCACUGAAUUAAAUGAUUUAAUUACUUUUAGUGAUAAUGAAUAGGAACCAUAAAUACAUCGAUUUACAGACCCAAAUUAUUCUAUAAAUCAUAUAUAUUUUGUUGGAAAUGAGAAUAUUUUAAUUUUGUAAGAAAAAAAAGCUGAAUAUCGAUUUGUUAAGUAUCAAUUAAAACAACUUAAAUUUGUUAAAAAAUAUUAUUAUCUACCAAAAGAUGAUUGUCAUUAUAAAUUUAUUGAAAUACAUGAAUUACCAAAAAUAUUUAUUGCUUUAGUUUUUUCAACCUUUUCAGAUUAAUUCUAAAUAAUUUCUUUUUCUAAAAAAGUACUUUAGGAUCGUAUAUUCAAAAAUAUUUAAUUGAAUUUUCAAAACGUUAUUGAUGAAUUUAAUAACCCUAUUAAUUUUAGCAAUAUCCUAAAUUGCCCUGAAACAUCUACUUUAAAUAUUAAAGAGAUUUAAAAUUAAGCAAUUCAUUUCUCUAAAUAUAAUUAAUAGUUUGGAAUUAAAAUAACUAAAAAAAAAAUGAAUGAAGUUUUAUAAUCUGAUUCUUAAAUUUUAAAUAAAGAUGAUUAAGUUUCAAAAACCAAGUAAAUAAAAUAAUUAAUUUAUUAAUAGAAAUUAUGAUUAGUUUUGUAGCUUAUUAAUAACUUCAACAUAAAUAUAUACAAUAUCAAUAUCAUAGGAUUGUGUUUAGGAACUUACAUUUAAAGUUCUUUAGUAAUUUGAAAACUAUUAAAGAACUUUUGGUUCUAUUCCAUAAAUAAAAUUGAGUUGGUAAGAGUAAGUAAUUUCUAAUUUAUGGCAUCACUUAAAUUGUGAGUAAGGUUUAAAACUCUAUUUUUCAAAAAAGGAUCAAGUUUCGGAAAGUAUUCACUCUUGGGUCAAUUCCUUAAAAUUUACUUAAUAAUUGAUAUAUCAAAUCCCUGAGGAUGAUGAAAAUCAAGAAAUUGAGAUUGAAACAUAAUAUGAUAAAUGUUUGACUACAAUAGCAUUAUUAAAUUUCAAGAAUCUUUCAAAUGAAAUAUCAAUAUCAAAAAUUGUUGCAAUGGUAUUUAACAAAGCUUUAGCAUAAUGUAGUAAGAUAGUAACAGAUAAUUCUAAUUCCUUUUUGUAAUUGAUUCAAUGUAUUAAACAAAAUAGUAAUCCAGUAUUAUGUUAUAAUUAUUGGAAACAUUCUUAGUAACUAUUAUUUAUUUUAAUUAAUAUUCUUGAAGUUUGGCUUACAAAUACUAUGAUAAAAUAUGAUGUAAUUUUGCUUAAUUCCUAAGAGUUUUUUGAACCACUUUUUUUUAAUAAAAUUAGAAGUUUAAUAGUUUGUGCAAAGGUUCCUAUUAUGCUUAGAUUAAAAUUAAUUAUUUUCUUAUAAGAUUCAUCAUUCAUAAAAUUAUUCACUUUAGGUGUUCAAACUAUUUCAGAGAGAUAAGAGUUAAUAUAAUUUAGUAAAGUUUGUAAUAUUACAAAUGAUGCUCCUUCAUUUAAUAUAUUUAGUAUUUCAUAUUUAAUAGAUGAGUGUGAUAAGAAAUACAUAUAAAAUUUGAUAUAAAUUUCAGGAAAUUUGGGGUCAAUGAAUAAAUAUGAACCAACAAAAGUUAAAAAUCCAUCAUUUGGAUUAAUAAUUAUGAGUAUUUUAAAGUAAUCAUCUAAUGAGUAUGAAAUUUGUAAAAUCAUAAAUUGGUUUUUAUCUUGA